AUGACCGCCUCAGGUCUAAUCCCCUCAUCCUUCCUUCCUCCCCUUCCUCGCUCACAAUAUACCCUAUCGCCCCUCCACCCUGCCGACAUCCUCGCGCGUAUAUCGAUCCUCAAAGAGUUGUACUUACCACCCAUACAUGGAGGAUUCACAUCGACCGAUGUAUUUGAGGAUGAAGAGCCCGAGGAGAAAGUCGUAAGGAGUCAAAAGAGGGAGCGCAGGUUUUCUGCCGGACUUGUGGAGACCAUGGAAAGUAUUGGGUUGGGACUUGACGUACCCAUCGAGGGUACUGGAAAUGGACUGGAAGUACUCGAGGAAGAGAUCACCUCAGAGGAGGAAGAGAUCAUCGAAGAGGAGCAAGGGGACGUGGACAGCCAAGAACACUUGGAUCCUUUCGAAAGAGAGUGGGCGGAGAAAUGGCUAGGAGGCGUUAUGAGACGAUCUCAGGGCUGGUUAGAGGAGAAUGAAGGCGGGCAGAUAGAAGAGGUCAAAGAGGUGGAAAUGAUCUUGAGGGACGCUACGGCUGUGCUGGCUAUGAUGGCUGGAACAAGUGCCGCUGGGUCCCUCACCAGACAUCUAGUGUUCCCCCUUCACCCCUCUCUCGCUCCAGCUCUCUCAUCCUUACAUUCACGUACGACCCCCAACCCAAACCUGAGUCCCGAAACGAACAUGUUCCUCUCAUCGCUCUCUACCUCACCUACAUCUCCUAAAAACCUAUUCCAUCGUCAGAUCAUUGCGUCUUCGCCCACUGCUACUUUCCCAGUUCAAGAUGAUCUGAUCUCACCUACGUCUUCAACAUUCUCAAGUAUUACUUCAAACAAAACUCAGUCUACCUCCUCCACGCGGAAAAGUAAAAAGAGACACGCAAGUUUACCAAUCUUGCUCCAUGACGCUCCGAUGUCAGACCAUCUGUCAGUCGGUGUACAGACAUGGGGAUCGGCCAUAUUGCUAGGUAGGAAAUUAGCGUUGAAUCCAGCAGAGUAUGGUUUAUUCUUGCCUCCUUCUGAGGGAAAUAAGGGUAUAAGGGUAUUAGAAUUAGGUGCAGGUACAGGACUAUUAUCAAUCUUGUGUCGGAAACUCCUCGAUCUGCAGAGCAUACAAGAUGGUUCACCAAGAGGAUUGGUGGUAGCUACCGAUUUCUUAGAUACCGUGCUGGAUAAUCUAAAGAUCUGUGUUGAUUUGAAUUUCCCUCCUGAGAUAAAGCAAAUACCGGGUUCACCAGAUGUGAAUUUAAAGAACACUACGGAUGUAGGUGUAGAUGAAGGUAUACAUAUAGCUAAAUUGGAUUGGACGACGUUUCCCACUUUUAUGGAAAAUAGCGAUUCACAAGAAGAAAAAGAAGGUCAAGAGGAGAUGUCAAGGUUCAUUACUAAAGGGGAUCAAGGGAGAGAAGGGUUUGAUUUGGUUUUGGCGAGUGAUUGCGUGUAUGAUGAGACUCAUGCGAAGCUUUUGAGAUUGGUGGCUGGUUGGACAUUGAAAUUACCCGAUGAGAAUGGAGAGAACGGUGGAACUUUCCAUAUCCUCUCACCACUUCGACCCACGUUCGCUCCUGAACUAGCAUCUAUCGAUACGCAUUUCCCACCCCUCUCAACUUACUCACCCUUAUUACAGCGUCAACAAGCUGCUGCUGUGGCCGAUGACCAUUCUCAGAUAAACAUCGAGCUACGAGGAGAGGGUCUGGGAUUGAAGAGGGGAUUGAAACUGGGUGUAAGAGGAGAAGGGAAGAAGGGGGUGAAAGGUAGAAAAGGGGAAGGAAGAGUGGAUGAAGAAGGUGGUUAUUGGUGGUGGGAAGUUGGAUGGGGAUAG
Molecule: messenger RNA, 1803 nt
Organism: Kwoniella botswanensis
Lineage: Eukaryota; Fungi; Basidiomycota; Tremellomycetes; Tremellales; Cryptococcaceae
Exons: 3
Coding region: 1-1803 (600 amino acids)
Source: RefSeq, a predicted model, not a curated record